AUGUCAAAUGCACCAAUAGCGCUUUAUUGGAAAGCACAUAAUACCUGGUUUUGCUAUUUUUAUGUUAGGAUAAGGAAUCGACACAGAAAAAUUCCUUAUCCUAUAUUUUUAAUGGAGUUAUAUAUAAUAGAUAAACCUUUUUUGGACUCUGACUUCCAAGACUUGGGUUGUACUGGAGAUUUGGGUAGUUUGGGCUCAAUUUACUAUAUUAAAGGAAACAAAUUUCAAAAGAUACAGGCUAAUAAUAUGAGCUUAAAAGGUGUUCCGAUUGAUACGGAACUAAUGCACCCUGGUUUACCUGUGACAAUUGAGUGUAAAACACGAUAUAGGCAUCCAAUGUGGUUCUCGUAUGAUCCCGACUUUCACCUAUAG
Messenger RNA from Phycomyces blakesleeanus NRRL 1555(-), 372 nucleotides. RefSeq lists its product as hypothetical. The record is from RefSeq and is a predicted model, not a curated record. The transcript is spliced from 5 exons. The coding region runs from base 1 to 372 and encodes 123 amino acids. Lineage: Eukaryota; Fungi; Mucoromycota; Mucoromycetes; Mucorales; Phycomycetaceae.